AUGAACUUAUGUGUCAAUUGUAAAUCAGGCACUUCGUUUUUGGGUUCUAUUGAAGAGUCAAUGGAAGCUCACACUGGAAUUUACAUCUUUGAGUACGUGGAAAAGUAUAUAAAUGAAAUUGGACCUCAACAUGUUGUUCAAGUAGUGACGGACAACGCCACAAACAAUAUGGCAGCAACUGAGCUUUUGAAGUUUAGUGGAGUGCUAGAGAAAGCAAAAGCUCUAACAAUAUUUAUAUAUGCACAUCAUAGAACUUUGGCAAUUAUGAGGAAAUAUACUAAGAAAAAGGAUAUUGUGAGGCCUGGGGUGACUAGAUUUGCCACCUCCUUUUUGACAUUGGAAAGUCUCAAAGGAAAGAAAGAUCAAUUGAGACUUAUGUUUACAUCUGAUGAGUGGAGCAAAACAAAAUUACGGACUACUGUGAAAGGUAAAGCGGCGGAGGCUACAGUAACAAGCAUUUCAUUUUGGAAUGGGGUUUCUUUGGCUUUGAAUGUUUUCACCCCUUUAGUGAAAGUUCUACGUCUUGUUGAUGGUGACAAAAUACCCUCAAUGGCAUUUUUAUUUGGAGCACUUAAACAAGCCAAGGAAGAGGUCAAACAAAACUUCAAAAAAGAAGAAAAUGACAUCCCUAUUUUGAAGAUUGUUGAUACAAAGUCCAAGGUAUAUAAGAACAAAUCUGGAAAUUUUAGUAGGAAAAUGGCGAUUGCAGCAUAUGAGAAGGUGAAUGUGUAUCAUGAUUUUGAUCCGGUUGGAUGGUGGUCCAAUUAUGGUGGUGACACUCCAAACUUGCAAAGAAUGGCAAUGAGAUUUCUUUCAUUGACUAGUAGUUCAUCGGGGUGUGAAAGAAAUUGGAGCCAAUUUGAAGGGAUACAUACUAAGAAGAGGAAUAGACUUGAGACAUCAAGGUUGAAUGAUCUAGUAUAUGUCAAAUUCAACGCCAAUCUUAUGAAGAAGAAAAGUAAAAGAGAAACUGGUGGAGAUUUGCUUUUAUGUUCUCAAGCUAGUGAAGCUCAAGAUUGGCUUGUUGAGGGUGGCGAUGAAGAUGAGGUCGAGCCAGGUUCAGGACUUACUUGGAAGAUGGUGGCAGAGGCUUCAGGGGCAGAUGAAGUACUAAGACCAAGGAGGAGUGAAAGGAGAAUCACUAUUAGAGAACUUGACGAGGAUUUAGAUACAUCAGAAGAGGAACAUGAAGAAAAUGUUGAUUUUGAGUCCGAUGAUGAGAGAAUUAUGAAUGUAGCUGAUGGUGCAUACAUUGAAGAUUUAGAAGAUUAA
Impatiens glandulifera is the source of this 1272-nucleotide messenger RNA. RefSeq lists its product as uncharacterized. Lineage: Eukaryota; Viridiplantae; Streptophyta; Magnoliopsida; Ericales; Balsaminaceae. The transcript is spliced from 5 exons. Gene Ontology annotation, molecular function: protein dimerization activity. Bases 1 to 1272 code for a protein of 423 amino acids. The record is from RefSeq and is a predicted model, not a curated record.